Alosa sapidissima (American shad) is the source of this 745-nucleotide messenger RNA. RefSeq names its product small leucine-rich protein 1-like. NCBI's taxonomy places the organism in Eukaryota, Metazoa, Chordata, Actinopteri, Clupeiformes, Clupeidae. The transcript has 2 exons. Bases 121 to 354 code for a protein of 77 amino acids. The record is from RefSeq and is a predicted model, not a curated record.
AAGGCGGCUUUUUUUGAUGGGGAGGGGGGGCGUCUGUCAUUGGCCUCUAAAGACCACUCUGGAAUAAACCACCAUUUUUCUCAGGGAGACAGUGUGAACUGUAGAGAGGGAGAGAGAACCAUGUCUUCGUUGGCCAUGUUCCUCAAGGAGCUUCCAGGAUGGUUCUUAUGGGGAGGAAUCUUUCUGCCGGUCGCCCUGCUCUUGCUGCUGCUCAUAGCUCAUCUGGAGUGGAAACUACAGGAAACAGAGGCAGAGCUGUCGGCGGCACCGCAUCCCAGAGACACGGCGUACCGCUUCUGCUACGGCACACGGCUGUCACCACGACGCCGGGCUGGGCAACGCAUGCACACUUGACGUACCACCGGAGGCGGGAGGACAGCGCCAGAAAGUGCUCUGGACCGUGAGGACUAGACAGAUCUUUGGGUGCAGUGGUGGUGAAUGUUCACCACAAUGGCUCAGAUGACUUCUUGAGAGAGCAUGUUCAAAGCACCCAAAUGGGUCAAUUGUUGGCCUGAUCUAGAACUUCAGGUGAAGACUGUGACAAUACCCUGGGACUGGGAACACAAGGGUCCAUUAAACAUGGAAAGAGAAGGAUCCAAAUGGGUUUCGUAUAAUGUUCAAAAGCCAGUGAAUGUUAAAGGAGAAUUCCGGUGUGAUAUUGACCUAAAGUGUAUCGAAACAUGAUACCGAGUGUGAACGUAUGUCUCAUAGCCCAUCUCGGCUUGUCCCCUGCACUCCAAAAUCU